This is a messenger RNA of Tripterygium wilfordii, 3072 nucleotides long. RefSeq lists its product as uncharacterized. Lineage: Eukaryota; Viridiplantae; Streptophyta; Magnoliopsida; Celastrales; Celastraceae. Bases 234 to 2906 code for a protein of 890 amino acids. Gene Ontology annotation, molecular function: protein binding. The record is from RefSeq and is a predicted model, not a curated record. The transcript has 18 exons.
GCAGCACAAAAGAAGACACAAGGAUCAACUCCCCUCAAAUUUUGACAAGGAUCGAUGACGUGGCAUUAAAUUUGCCAAAUCCCGCCUGAGCCUCAAACCCAAAUUUUCAUUUGGUGCGCAAUUGAAUUUCAAUUUACUCUCUUAAAACCAAAUAUCUCCGCCUUGUCGACUACUACACGCGCUCUCCCUCUAUCUCUCUGAAGACCAAAACCUAGUUCUUCAAAGAAUUCGUCAUGAAGGGAGGUAGAUCAAAGGCGGAGACUAAGAGCACCAAGCUUGCCGUGAAUAAGAAAGGCCAAGCUGGAAAGAAAUCCGGAAAGGCAGCCAAGGAUCCUAACAAACCUAAGAGGCCUGCAAGCGCGUUCUUCGUUUUCAUGGAGGAUUUCCGAGAAACAUACAAGAAGGAACAUCCUAAAAACAAAUCCGUUGCCGCUGUUGGCAAGGCUGGCGGUGACAAGUGGAAGUCAUUGAGCGAUGCUGAGAAAGCCCCUUAUGUGGCCAAGGCGAAUAAGAGAAAAGAUGAGUAUGAGAAAAACAUGAAAGCCUACAACAAGAGACAGGCUGAAGGUCCGAAGGAGGAAGAAGAAGCAGAAUCUGAAAAGUCAAUGUCUGAGGUGCAUGAUGAGGAUGAUGAUGAUGAGGGCAGCGAGGAUGUAUGUUGGAAUGAUACUUUAUUGACUUUGAUAAUGAGGAUGAUGAGUAGGGAUGUGCUUAAGGGAAGUAGCAUAGUGCCAGUCAUAAGUACUUGUAUGGUGGAAAUUUCUGGAGUCCAAUUUUGCUUGCAUAGUUUUGAACGCCCGAGGGCCGAGAGAGGGAGGAGAGGAUCAACGCCAAUGGGCCGUCUGGAGGAGGUCCCAGCACCAACAAUGGAGACGAAGAAAAGAAAGAAGAAGGGGCGCCCUUCUCUUUUGGAUAUUCAAAAGCGUACUCUCAAACAAGAACAGGAACAGCAACAACAACUACAACGGAAGUCUGAUUCGAAAAACCCUAAUGUCUUCUUCGAUUCGAUUGAGAUCCGGAACAGCCGAUCCACCCGUCGAAACCCUAAUCCCGACCGGAAUUCCCCGACACUGGAGUGGAUUGGCGGAGAAGAUGACGAAGACGAGAGGAAAGAGAAGAAGAAGAAGCCGUUGAUCGGAUUGAACUUGCAGAAUCAUAAUCUAAUUCACGGUGCCUAUGGGUCGAAUUCGGACAUGGAUGGCGAGACGGAUCUUAAGAGGCAAAGGGUCGGCGAUGGUACUCCCGUAUCUGAUGCAAUGGGUGGAAGGAUUUGGAAAGCGACAGAUACUCUUCACGGCUCACCUGUGGAGUCUGGCCCCACUACACCUUUGCCCGACAAAAAGUUGUUGGUUUUCAUUCUUGAAAGGCUUCAGAAGAAAGACACUUAUGGGGUGUUCUCUGAGCCAGUUGAUCCAGAGGAGCUUCCGGAUUACCAUGACAUUGUUGAGCACCCGAUGGAUUUUUCUACUGCGAGGAAAAAACUAGAUGGGGGAGCUUAUUCCUGCUUGGAACAAUUCGAGAAAGAUGUUUUCCUGAUCUGUUCCAAUGCAAUGCAGUACAAUUCAUCAGAUACUAUUUACUUUCGUCAGGCACGAUCCAUCCAGGAGCUGGCUAAGAAAGACUUCGAAAAUUUGAGACAAGAUAGUGAUGAUGGGGAACCACAGCCCAAAGUUGUCAGGAGGGGUAGGCCUCCUGGCAAGGGCAUCAAAAAGUCACUUGAAAGAUCUCUCUUUGACCGUGUUGGUCCAGAGUUUUCUUCAGAUGCUACUCUUGCUUCUGGAGGAGAUAUUUCCAGCUGGUCUAAUGGUUAUAAUCUAAGAAAAUCUACUGCAUCUAAGUCCCAGCCUGCUGAUGCAUCAGUCUGGCACUCUUAUGGAUCUCACAGUGGGGAAAACCAUGCUACUUGGUCAUCUGAAUGGGAGAAGGAAUUCCCAGCUUCUGUUGUGAGGGCUGUGAUGAAGUAUGGGAAGAAACAUUUUGCAGUUGAUGAGAAUAAGCGUGACACCUAUAAGCAUCCAGUGACUUCUGUGCCAUCUGUUUGGACUACCUUUGAUGGAGAACUGGAUCAACUAGUUCCGGUAGGUGUAGGUUUGGAGCAUGGUCAUGCCAGAAGUCUAGCUCGAUUUGCGGCAGAUCUUGGGCCUGCUGUAUGGAAAGUUGCCUCAAAAAAAAUUGAGUCUGUUUUGCCUUUCGGACUCGGGUAUGGUCCUGGGUGGGUAGGAGAGGACAAGGCAGAUGAAUGCUUGGCAUGUUUACCUUCUGAGAAGCAAAAUGUCUUUGACAACCGCGUACCUAAUGACCAUGUAGGUGGACUUCCACCCUCUUGUGGAGCUAACUCAAUUGUUGCAAGUAGAUUCCUUUCGCAGACUAAUCGAGACAUGAAGGAAGGCGUCGCAGGACCAAGUUCCCAAGGCGAGUUAAAUUCAUUGGAUGGCGGCCUUAAUGGAAUAAAACAUGUAGGUGCUUUCCAGAAUCAAGCGAAACCCGUGCUUCAUUCCAAUAUGAAUGGUUUUAGUGGUGGGUUUGGCCAUAAUUAUUUAUCUCCAACAGGGACGCUAAGAAUUGAAACACCAACAGAAAAAUCUAGUUUCGACUCCACUGCAGUGCCUUCUCAUUCAACGUCUGGUAAUGAUUUUGCUUCAAGCAAAGCCAAUUUGACUGGUAAUUCUCGUGAAUUACACUCUGGAAACUCAUCAGCGGCGGGCUCUGGCUUUUCAUUACAAACGGUACUACCCCAUGCAGCAGCUGCUAAAUCUUCGUGGCAGGGAUUGUCACCGUGUGGUAAGCAGGAUGCCCCUCCAUUUUCUCCUGACCUAAACGCUGGGUUUCUGGCACCAGGAUCACCCAGUUGUACAAAUGUUCCCAUUGGUUCGCCACAGCAGCCAGAUUUAGCGUUGCAGCUAUGAGAACAUGGCUGUUCAUGAUCUCUUAUAAUUUGACAUGGUAGAUUCUCAGAUUGAACAUCGGUCGAUGAUGCCAUUGGUUGUGGCAUUGGAAAUCUUAGGGAAAUAUUUCAUCUGUACAGAUCAAUAUAUCAUUAUUCUUUCCUUUCCGAGGUUCAAAACCUCGCAA